Nanorana parkeri is the source of this 965-nucleotide messenger RNA. It is a transcript of the gene STMN3, whose product is annotated as stathmin 3. Lineage: Eukaryota; Metazoa; Chordata; Amphibia; Anura; Dicroglossidae. Gene Ontology annotation, cellular component: cytoplasm; neuron projection. Gene Ontology annotation, biological process: regulation of microtubule polymerization or depolymerization; neuron projection development; microtubule depolymerization. The transcript has 5 exons. Gene Ontology annotation, molecular function: tubulin binding. The coding region runs from base 159 to 701 and encodes 180 amino acids. The record is from RefSeq and is a predicted model, not a curated record.
GCUCCCCCACCUCUGUCUCCUCCCCUUCUCGCUCUCUCUUCUGGAUCCCCCUUGAGCUGAGUCAGGCGUUAGCUCUCCCUUCCACAGCAUUGCAGUAGUCAGCCACCCAGCAAGCCCCUUCCUUUCUGAUCAUCUUCCACUCUGCAUCCUUCAGCACCAUGGCCAGCACCCUGUCAGCCUACAAAGAGAAGAUGAAGGAGCUGUCUAUGCUGUCUCUGAUCUGCUCUUGCUUCUACUCCCAGCCCCAUCCCAACACAAUCUACCAGUAUGAAGACAUGGAGGUAAAGCAGCUGAAUAAGAGAGCCUCAGGGCAGAGCUUUGAGGUGAUCCUGAGGUCUCCUUCAGACUUGUCCCCGGACAGUCCUCCUAUAUCCGCCUCCCUCCGGAAGAAGGAUGUCUCUCUGGAGGAACUGCAGAAGAGGCUGGAGGCAGCCGAGGAGAGGAGAAAGUCCCAGGAAGCUCAGGUGCUGAAACAGCUUGCCGAGAAGCGGGAGCACGAGAGAGACGUCUUGCACCGGGCAAUAGAAGACAAUAACAAUUUCAGCCGAAUGGCUGAGGAAAAACUCAACUACAAGAUGGAGCUCAGCAAGGAGAUCCGUGACGCACAUCUGGCCGCUCUCAGGGAGCGCCUCCGUGAAAAGGAGCAGCAUGCUGUUGAAGUCCGCAAGAACAAGGAGCAGCGAGAGGAAAUGUCCGGAUAAACGCUGCCACUGCCGCAAACCUUCCAAGUCGUCUCCUGGAAACAGCAAAGGAAACUGUUUUACGUACAUGUCAUCUGUCACUCCAUCACACAGCCCCUGCUCCCAUCCUCCCUUCCUACCUGUCACCUACAUGGCCCCGCUGCCCCGGGGUAAUGACCUCCAUACGAUAACGCCAUCUGGAUCGCACGACCGCAGAAUCUCCCAGAGGAGAACGCCCCUUGCAUAUCUUAUUUUUAAACCAUAUAAAAUACGAUGGUUCGACCA